Molecule: messenger RNA, 629 nt
Organism: Bradysia coprophila
Lineage: Eukaryota; Metazoa; Arthropoda; Insecta; Diptera; Sciaridae
Product: selenoprotein F
Cellular component (GO): endoplasmic reticulum lumen
Molecular function (GO): oxidoreductase activity
Source: RefSeq, a predicted model, not a curated record
GACAUAUAACUUGACAUAUUAAAGUGUAACACGUCUUACCUCGACUGAUUAGACACCAAAAUACUUUGUUUUCUUACAAUUGAAUUCGAUUAAGUUCCAUUUAGAAAUGUAUUUCAAUUCGAUUAGCUGGUUUUCGUCCUUACUCUGCAUGUUUGGAAUAUGUGUCAUAGUGCGUGCCGAAUUUACGACGGAAGAUUGCAAAGAGCUGGGAUUCGAUAAAACUAUGUUGAUGUGUUCAUCCUGCGAAUAUUUGGAUGACUUCGGUUUGGAACAAAUAAAAGAUCAAUGUAAGGAAUGUUGUCAAAAAGACGAUACAAUGCCGCUAUCGAAACGUUACGCAAAGGCCGUGUUGGAAGUGUGUACAUGUAAAUUUGGUGCAUAUCCACAGAUUCAGGCAUUCAUCAAAAGUGAUCGACCCAAAAAAUUCCACAAUCUGUCUAUCAAAUACUUGCGCGGCAUCGAUCCGAUUGUUAAAAUGAUGGAUGCUGAUGGUAAUGUGAAGGAAACACUGUCGAUCAAAAAGUGGAACACAGAUACGGUGGAAGAGUUUUUCGAAACACAUUUGGAAAAGGAUAACGCUGAGGAUUACUUGAGCUCGAAUAAAGUGUGAAGAUGAUUUCCAAUAAACU